This is a messenger RNA of Blumeria graminis f. sp. triticale, 522 nucleotides long. NCBI's taxonomy places the organism in Eukaryota, Fungi, Ascomycota, Leotiomycetes, Helotiales, Erysiphaceae. The record is from the annotation of a GenBank genome assembly.
AUGGCCGAGUCAGCAGAGAAGACGCAGAAUCCCAUGAAGGAGCUUCGUAUCCAGAAACUCGUCUUAAACAUUUCGGUUGGAGAAUCUGGUGACAAACUCACACGAGCAGCCAAGGUACUGGAACAAUUAAGUGGACAAACGCCCGUUUACAGCAAGGCUCGCUAUACCGUUCGCACAUUCGGAAUCCGUCGAAAUGAAAAGAUCGCCGUCCAUGUUACAGUUCGAGGACCCAAAGCCGAGGAGAUUCUAGAACGUGGCCUAAAGGUCAAAGAGUAUGAGCUACGCAAACGCAAUUUCUCUGAGACAGGAAACUUUGGAUUCGGAAUCAGCGAACAUAUCGAUCUCGGAAUCAAGUAUGACCCCGCGAUCGGUAUUUACGGAAUGGAUUUCUACGCUUGCAUGACUCGGCCUGGAGAGCGCGUUGCCAAGCGCCGACGAGCUCAGACUCACAUUGGAGCAGGCCACAGGAUUAAACGUGAAGAAUCAAUAAAAUGGUUCAAAAAUCGGUUCGAGGUAAAAUAG